AUGUCAGGACGAGGAAAGGGAGGCAAAGGAUUGGGAAAGGGAGGAGCCAAGAGGCACAGAAAGAUUUUAAGAGAUAACAUUCAAGGUAUCACCAAACCAGCCAUCAGACGUUUGGCCAGAAGAGGUGGUGUAAAGCGUAUCUCCGGUUUGAUAUACGAAGAAAUCAGAGGAGUGUUAAAAGUCUUCCUAGAAAAUGUAAUUAAAGAUUCCAUCAUGUACACUGAACACGCAAAGAGAAAGACUGUCACUGCUAUGGACAUUGUGUACUCGUUGAAAAGACAAGGAAGAACCUUAUAUGGUUUUGGUGGUUAA
Messenger RNA from Plasmodium knowlesi strain H, 312 nucleotides. RefSeq names its product histon H4, putative. Gene Ontology annotation, biological process: nucleosome assembly. Gene Ontology annotation, cellular component: nucleosome. Lineage: Eukaryota; Apicomplexa; Aconoidasida; Haemosporida; Plasmodiidae. Bases 1 to 312 code for a protein of 103 amino acids. Gene Ontology annotation, molecular function: structural constituent of chromatin; DNA binding; protein heterodimerization activity. The record is from RefSeq and is a predicted model, not a curated record. The transcript has a single exon.